This is a messenger RNA of Prorocentrum cordatum, 630 nucleotides long. The record is from the annotation of a GenBank genome assembly. Lineage: Eukaryota; Dinophyceae; Prorocentrales; Prorocentraceae.
AUGCCAGACGAGAGUUCCCCUGGAGAGAAGGCCAUCUACAGCAUGCUACAGAUCAUGAACAGCCAGACGGCCACACUGAACGGGUUGACAGCCCUGCACGGCACCAUCAAACGUGAAACGCAGGAGGCCAUUUCGGUUGCCGUCGAUCCUCUGAGAGACGAGAUGCGCGACCUCACCGACAGAGUUCAGCGACUUGAUAUGGGUGGCUGUGGCCAGAGGCACCUCAGUUUGAUGAAUAGGGUCGAUGUUGCUCAUCGCCGGAUGGUGUUCAUUGGCUCCGAGGUAAUGGAUACCAGCUCCAGGGAGGCAGACAUUCACGCCUUCGCCAGCACCCUGGGCGCAGAUUUCCAGGGUCAGCCCGGUCAUUUCUUCAGCGUCCCCCGGAAUAGUCGCAAGAUCACUCGCGUGUCCUACUUGGAGUUCGGAACUCUGGAGAAGGUCAACUUGACGAGGAAUUGGGCUCUUCGCACGGCCACGGAGCUUAUCAAAAAGGCGCCGGGCUGCGAGAAUGCCCAGGUCGACUUCCGGGCGAGGCAGGUCCGGAUCGGCGACGUGACUGUGUUUGAGCAAAGCCCGGGCGACCUGGAGGGCACCUUCAAGGGCAGCUUUUCGCACCUUCGUUUCCCCUAG